Messenger RNA from Helianthus annuus (common sunflower), 841 nucleotides. RefSeq lists its product as uncharacterized. The transcript has 3 exons. Bases 1 to 831 code for a protein of 276 amino acids. NCBI's taxonomy places the organism in Eukaryota, Viridiplantae, Streptophyta, Magnoliopsida, Asterales, Asteraceae. The record is from RefSeq and is a predicted model, not a curated record.
AUGAAUACAUGUUCUAGAAUAGCAACUUUCUCCAUUAAUGUCCUAUACAUGAAAACAUUUAAGACCAAUGACGUGGUUACCAGCGACUACACCAUUAAUCCUCCCACUACCGCCUUCAAUUACCCCUAUCUACCAUGCCAACUUCGUUUAUAUCCAACCCUUACAUCUGCCCCUAUAUAUCUACCAUCAAACCUUUACAUCUCAACAACAAAACAGAAUCAUCCAUCUUGCUGUUGCUUUACAUUCGUAUGGGCUGGAUGGGAGGGUAGUGCACACGACACCAGAAUCUUCAAUGAAGCCUUACGGAGGCCGGAGCUACUAUUUCCACAUCCAACGGGUGACAAAUAUUACGUUGUUGAUGCCGGAUACCCAAAUACUAAAGGGUAUCUUGCUCCAUACAAAGGUCAAACCAUUCGUUAUCAUAUACCGGAAUUUCAACGUGGACAGAGUAGUGCUAUGCGUGCUCCUCGCGGACCAAAAGAGACAUUUAACUAUCACCACUCGUCAUUGCGGAAUAUCAUUGAACGAACCUUUGGAGUAUGGAAAGCUAGGUGGGCAUUGUUGAGAGAUAUGCAUGUUAAUUACACAUACGAGCACCAAGUAAGUAUUGUGAUAGCAUCGAUGGCGAUCCAUAACUUUGUCAAAAAGUGUGGUAUGUUUGAUGAAGCAUUUAACACAGCCCAACAAGAAUCUUACAAUCCCCGCGGUACUAGUGAUGAACUUCAUGAAGAAGUUCCGUCUACAAAUCGUACGGAUAAUGAUGGUAUGUUAAUGGCAGCGAUAAGAGAUAUGAUUGCUCAAGAUGUAACGGAAUCACGAAGAAGAACAUAGUAUGCCAUUA